AUGACUGGGUUCAGGAUGAGCAGCAAGGGCCGCUCGUAUGAGUGCGAGGCGGACUGCCCGGACGUGCACCCCCACUUCAGCCGCUGCAACUCUGCGCGGGUGGAGGGCGGCUGCUGGGUGCUCUACGAGAAGCCCAACUACGGGGGGUACCAGUACGGCGCGGCCACGGAGCUGAGCGAGGACUGCGCGGCGCUGCAGGAUCGCCGCGGCGGCGGCGAGCUUCAGUCCUGCAGCGUUCUGGACGGCUACUGGACGCUCUACGAGCUGCCCGCCUACCGCGGGCGCCAGUACUUCCUGCGGCCCGGAGAGUACCGAAGGUUCAGCGACUGGGGCGCCGCCUGCGCCACCGCCGGCUCCGUCCGCAGGAUCGUGUUCUUCCAGGAGCGGGGCUUCGGCGGGCGCCGUUUGGAGUGCGGCGGCGACUGCGAGGACGUGGCGGGCCGUUUGGCGGCGUGCGGCUCGGUGCGGGUGGAGAGCGGCUGCUUCAUGCUCUACGAGGAGCCGCACUACGCCGGGAACCAGCUCUACCUCAGCCGGGGGGAGUACCCCGACCUCCCGGGGUGGGCCGGGGCCGAGGGAGCCGUGGGCUCCUGCCGCCACAUCGCCACGGUGACGGUGAGCCCGCCGCCAUCAGCCCGGUUUUCCCCACAAAAACAGCCGUUCGGGGGCCGGCCGGUGGACCUGGUGGACGACUGCCCCUGCCUGCUGGACCGCUUCCAGCUGAGGGACGUCUUCUCCUGCAGCGUCGCCCACGGCAACUGGCUCUUCUAUGAGCACCCGGGCUACCGGGGCCGGGUCUACCUGGUCCGGCCGGGGGGGUACACCCGCUUCAGCGAGUGGGGGGGGCGGAGCGCCCGGCCCCUGACCACCGGUUCUUUCUCCUUCCAGAUCAUCUUUUACGAGGAUAAGAACUUCCAGGGCCGGAGCUAUGAGUGCAGCAACGACUGCUCCGACCUCCACUCGUACUUCAGCCGCUGCAACUCCAUCCGGGUGGAGAGCGGCUGCUUCAUGAUCUACGAACGGCCGAACUUCAUGGGCCACCAGUACUUCAUGAGGAGGGGCGAGUACGCCGACUACCAGCGCUGGAUGGGCUUCAGCAGCUGCAUCCGCUCCUGCAGGAUGAUCCCAGCGUACCGGGGCUCCUACCGGCUGCGUAUCUACGAGAAGCCGGACUUCAGCGGCCACAUGAUGGAGUUCCUGGACGACUGCCCGUGCGUGUCGGACCGGUUCCACCACCGCCACGUGUACUCCUGCAACGUGAUGAGCGGCUACUGGGUCUUCUACGAGUACCCCAACUUCAGAGGGAGGCAGUACUUCCUGCGGGCGGGCGAGUACCGGCGCUACCGGGACUGGUGCGCCACCUGCGCCAUCAUCGGCUCCUUCAGGAGGGGGGAGGCAGUACUUCCUGCGGGCGGGCGAGUACCGGCGCUACGGGGACUGGUGCGCCACCUGCGCCACCAUCGGCUCCUUCAGGAGGUUGGCACAGAGAGAGAGCUAAACCAGCCCGAGGACCAUAUCCCCGACCACCACCAUGGGAAAGGUAUCCGACGGACCCCAGCUCUACCCCCCCGGGAUCCAGUUUCAGCUCUCAGACCCCGCUCUGCUCUGUUUCAGAUCAUCUUCUACGAGGACAGGAACUUCCAGGGCCGCUCCUAUGACUGCAUGAGCGACUGCUCCGACCUGACCUCCUACCUGAGCCGGUGCAGCUCCUGCCGGGUGGAGAGCGGCUGCUUCAUGGUCUACGAGCGCCAGAACUACUCGGGGAACCAGUUCUUCCUGCGCAGGGGCGAGUACAACGACAUGCAGCGCAUGAUGAGCUCCGGGAUGACCUUCGACUCCAUCAGAUCCUGCAGGAUGAUCCCCCACUUCAGGAUGAGGAUCUACGAGAGGGAGAACUUCGGUGGUCAGAUGCACGAGAUGAUGGAGGACUGUGACAACAUCAUGGACCGCUACCGCAUGAACGACUGCAUGUCCUGCCAUGUGAUGGACGGCCACUGGCUGAUGUACGAGCAGCCCCACUACAGAGGCAGGAUGAUGUACAUGAGGCCCGGCGAGUACCGCAGCUUCAGGGAGAUGGGAUACAGCGGAUCCAAGUUCAUGAGCAUGAGGCGCAUCAUGGACAUGUGCUAA
This is a messenger RNA of Menidia menidia (Atlantic silverside), 2130 nucleotides long. The record is from the annotation of a GenBank genome assembly. Lineage: Eukaryota; Metazoa; Chordata; Actinopteri; Atheriniformes; Atherinopsidae.